ACCGCAACAACGACAGCAACUCUUCCCCUCUCCUAACGGCGGAGAUGGGGUCCAAUUCUCCGUCCCAAUCCUUCCUUGCGUCUCCAUACCUUAGUUCUCUAAUUGUAAGUCAACCCCCCUCCACCUCCACUUUAGUUGUUACUCACUAGGUGCCAGGCCGGCGGCUUCGCCGGUACGGCCGUAGACUUGUCCCUCUACCCUCUCGACACCCUGAAAACUCGUCUCCAAUCUUCCGGCGGCUUCUUUGCAAACGGCGGCUGGAGCGGAGUGUACAAAGGCGUCGGCUCAGUAAUCGCCGGCUCAGCCCCCGGCGCUGCGCUCUUCUUCGUAACCUACGAGGCUACAAAAUCCGCCCUUGCCCGUAGUCGCCAGUUCUACGGACGAGAUACCGCCGGAGCAGUAGCAGUAGGAGACCACAUGCUCGCAGCUUCGCUCGGUGAGAUAGCCGCGUGCACUGUACGCGUGCCCACGGAAGUUGUCAAGCAGCGGGCACAGGCGUCGCAGUUUUCGAGUUCCUGGACGGCAUUGAGGAAUAUUUUCACCUCGAACCGCGGGCCCGGAAGGGUUUGGAUGGAGUUGUACCGUGGGUGGGGGAUCACGAUUAUGCGGGAGAUUCCGUUCACGGUUAUUCAGUUUCCCUUGUGGGAGGCCAUGAAGAGAUGGAGGAGUGUGAGGAAGGUGGGAAAGGUUAAUGUUGGGGAGAGCGCGCUGUUUGGGAGCCUGUCCGGGUGUGUGGCGGCAGCGGCAACAACGCCUUUGGACGUACUAAAGACGAGGUUGAUGUUGGGUAAGAAGGUACACACUCUACGAUUGUUGUUAUUCCCGUGGGUCUUCUAACAGCUACCUGCUUGGGAUUUCAGAGAGAGCCAGCACUAUCGAUUCUGCGUAAUAUGGUGAAGGAAGAAGGUGCUCGAGGGUUAUUCAGGGGGAUUGGACCAAGGAUCAUAUGGAUUUCCGUUGGAGGAGCUAUAUUCCUUGGAGCGUGGGACUUUGCCAAGGGAGCCCUCGAGAAUCUGUGAUUUCCUACUUCCUAUGUAUCCUUCUCCCUUAGAUAUUCCCCAAGAGCUAUACUGGCUCUUCAUAGCUGUUGCCGCAUUGUACAUACGCACAGACGUUCCCUACAUAGCGAGUGCCCGGCACAGCGAGCACUGGCUUACAAAAAUUCUUGAAUUACCAUUUAAUACCACACAACCCAAUAAAGGUGAGUCAAUAAAUGGUGAGUGCUCGCCAUGCCGGGUGCUCGCCAUAUAGGGAAAACAUUGCAUCAUCAUCCUAGGAGGAGCAUGGGCUAAAUGCGAGUUCAUAAUUCCACAAGCACGCGGACCAUACCCCCUCACCACACAUACCAAAAACCCCACACUACACCCCCACUCACUCCUUCAAAAUCUCCUCAACUCCCAGAAUAUCCUCCUCAUCCGCGACCUCAAGUACCUUACCCACUUGAGCGGUGUUCCUCAUCAACUCUUUUGCCCCAGCAUACAGCAUCUUGAGUUCAUUAUUGGCUGUGGCGGGCAUAUAGUAUAGUAGCACGUACGGUGUCGCUUGUCGACCGGAAUUGAGCGUGACCGGGUAGGAGAGAAGGACGAAGCGUGGGGCAUGGUCGGGGAGGCCAUCGGGUAUCUCGGGUAGGGAGGUGUAAACUUCUGCCAUGCUGUCUUUGGGUUUGAUCUCCAAAGUCCCCUUAUCGAUCAUGUCUGUGGGGGGUUAGCGUGGUAGAUGGAGUAGGGGGGAGCGAGAGGGCGAGGGGAGAGGUACAGAUCACGGCCUGGGGUUUAGAAGCACGGGAAGUGCCCAGGCGGAAUUUUCGGAGACCCUCGAGUGUCUCGGAGGAGAAGGUGUAGAGACGGGCUUCGGAGGCCUAACAGGCAGAAUUAGAUACUGAGACUCGCUCGGAGUGGGGAGUAUAUUCCAGGUUCCCACCAUUUGGUUGAGUAUUCGCUUAUCCUACCAGAGCUUUGGAAGACUCGGGAUUUUGGAGGGGUGGUUUUCGUGGUGGGUGUGGGUUGCUGACUGCUGUCGGGGCUCAUAUACUGGGAGAGUACCGGACUGUACCGGUAUGAUGGUAUGAUAGGUUAGGUGGGGUGAUAGACCAGAUAAGCUACCGUAUAGGACCCGUAUUCCCAAGGGGCGGGGUCAGGCUAGUUGUCCCCUUUACUCGAGUAUCAUAACGCUCAGACCAUCAAUACCGAACCCGACCACACACAACAGUCAAACUAUUCGAGCAUUGUACGAGUACCGUACUAGUACUCGAGUAAAGUUAGUGCUGUACAGUACAGUAUCCGAGUACUGUACCACAGGUUUACACACCGGUAUCGUACGGGUAGCCGGUGGGCAUAUCAUACAACCACAACUCCAUACAAAACCCCCCCCCCCCAAAACACUACCCACAACCAUGAGCACCCAGGGCAGGGAUGGGACUCCUUCAAACGGACAAGAGAAGUCUGGUGUAAGCCCGCAACUGCAUCUUGCUCACUCCAAAACAGUAGCUAACUCACCAGAGCCCCCCAGGCCUCUGAAGAAGCGCCCGCUGAACUCACGGCUGUUGUCGACGAUCUUUUAAAUAGCCUCAGUACAAAAUUCGCGUCGGUUUCUAGCGAGAUUUUCGAGAAGAUCGAGGCUAUGUCCAAACGACUGGACCAGAUGGAAGCUCAACUGCAACAGACGGGGACGGCGAGUACGCCGAAAUAAGAUAACAACGGGGCUGAUUCUUUUUAUGGAGGUCAUUGGAAAGGCAGGUGCGAGGAAUAAGGUUCACGGGGAGGCGAGGGGGGAAGGGUAGAGACGGUGAAAGGCUAGGAAGAGACCAGUUCCACCACCGUACUGUAAUACUCGUCGCUGCGGCGUUAUUCGACUGUGAUAUCCACUUCUGUGCACUCACCAUGUGCGAUUAGGAGGCUUUAUUGUGCGGGUUGAACACCUUUGACGGGGGUAUUUUCAUUCGCUUUUCUUGUUUGUAUUCUCGAGAAACGUGUCGGAGCCUACGGCGCGUAUAGGCGCGUUAAUUCUUGCAAUAAACUAAUUGCCUGGU
Molecule: messenger RNA, 3028 nt
Organism: Tuber aestivum (summer truffle)
Lineage: Eukaryota; Fungi; Ascomycota; Pezizomycetes; Pezizales; Tuberaceae
Source: the annotation of a GenBank genome assembly